Capronia epimyces CBS 606.96 is the source of this 567-nucleotide messenger RNA. RefSeq names its product GTP-binding protein rhb1. The record is from RefSeq and is a predicted model, not a curated record. Gene Ontology annotation, molecular function: GTP binding; GTPase activity; GDP binding. Gene Ontology annotation, biological process: small GTPase-mediated signal transduction. Gene Ontology annotation, cellular component: plasma membrane. The coding region runs from base 1 to 567 and encodes 188 amino acids. NCBI's taxonomy places the organism in Eukaryota, Fungi, Ascomycota, Eurotiomycetes, Chaetothyriales, Herpotrichiellaceae. The transcript has 4 exons.
AUGGCUCCCUCGGUCAAGCAGCGGAAGAUUGCGAUUCUGGGCAGCCGCUCGGUUGGCAAGUCGUCCCUGACGGUUCAAUAUUGCGAGGGGCAUUUUGUCGAGAGCUACUAUCCUACGAUCGAGAAUACCUUCAGCCACGAAAUCGUCUACAAGGGCCAGACGUAUCUCACGGAAAUCAUCGACACUGCGGGACAGGAUGAAUACAGUCUGAUGAACUCGAAGCUUUAUAUCGGCAUACAUGGCUAUCUGGUCGUGUAUUCGGUCGCCUCCCGACAAUCCUUUGAGAUGGUCCGGAUCAUUCGCGACAAGCUUUUGAAUCACCUUGGCGCGGAUUCGGUGCCGAUCAUGAUCGUGGGGAACAAAUGCGACGUCGAUAUCAAAAAACUACGCAAAGUGUCGCCUGAAGAAGGCCAAAAGCUGGGACAAGAACUUGACUGUGGGUGGAUCGAGACAAGCGCGAGAAACAACACCAACGUCGCCAAAGCCUUCGAGAUGAUGAUUGCCGAGAUCGAGAAGUCCCAGGAACCCGACAAGCCCGCCGGUGGAGGGAAAUGUAUUGUGAUGUGA